UCCUUCUGUCAGAUCACAGCCGACACUCCUUUCUCUCUCUACUUUCUCUCUCUACUUUCUUAAAAGAGCUUCUCUGUCGGCAGAAUCAGAAGCCAUUCUCGCGGAUUUUGGAGCUUCAUCCGCCAUUGGAGUGCCAAAUCUCUGGUUUCGGAUUCAUGCACUUCGUUUCCGAGCCUGAAAUCGGGAUUUUAAGGCCUUUUUUUUUCUUGAUUUUUCCUUAAUGGGGUAACAGAGCAGAAUCUGCUGCAUUUUCUUCUUUCAGAGGUCUGUUUUUGGGGUUUGAAGAUUGAGCCUUGGCGAUGGACCAGAAGACGUGGCUUUGGAGGAAGAAGUCAUCAGAGAAGAUAACUGUUUCCAGUGAUAAAGUGAAUGUUUCUGUCAAUAAGAAUGAAGAAGAGACACUUCUUAUUGACAAAGCUCGGUUGGAGAAAGAUCUUGAGAUUGCAAAUGAUAAACUCUCUGUAGCUCUCUCUGAGUGUAGGACAAAGGAUGAACUUGUGAAGAAACUUACAAACAUGGAACAGGAAGCCAUUGCCGGAUGGGAAAAGGCGAAAUCUGAAGCGGCAACUUUGAAGCAAGAACUAAAUGAUGCUGUACAGAAGAGAUUUGCUGGUGAAGAGAGAGUGAUUCAUCUAGAUGCAGCUCUAAAGGAAUGCAUGCAGCAGCUACGGUUUGUUCGAGAAGAGCAGGAGCAAAGGAUUCAUGAUGCGGUCUCAAAGACAUCAAAUGAAUUUGAAAAGACUCAAAAGAUUUUGGAGGAGAAGUUAGCUGAUACAGGUAAAAGGCUUUCGAAACUGGGCGGCGAGAACACUCAACUUAGCAAGGCUUUAUUGGUGAAGGAAAAGAUGAUUGAAGAUCUAAAUAGACAGUUGGCUGGUGUGGAGGCGGAUCUUAAUGGAUUAGUAUCUAGAUUAGAAUCCAUAGAGAAAGAAAAUGCUACCUUUAAAUAUGAAGUCCGAGUGCUUGAGAAGGAGGUCGAGAUUCGGAAUGAGGAGAGAGAAUUCAACCGACGAACUGCAGAUGCAUCACAUAAGCAACACUUAGAGAGUGUGAAAAAGAUUGCAAAACUCGAAUCGGAGUGCCAGAGGCUGCGCCUCCUUGUCCGAAAGAGGUUGCCAGGUCCUGCAGCCUUGGUAAAGAUGAAAAACGAAGUCGAAAUGCUAGGAAGGGAUUCAUUUGAGAUCAGAAGACGACACUUGAAUCCAACGGGUUCUUUGGACUCUUCACUAGAGAACUCUCCAGAGACUCCCAACAAACGUAUUAGUGUUCUGACUUCUCGAGUGUCAGUUUUGGAAGAAGAGAACAGUGCUCUAAAGGAAGCUCUCAACAAAAAGAACAAUGAACUUCAAGUUGCAAAAAGCAUCCACGCCCGUGCAUCUCCCAAAUCGUUACAAGUCGAGUCGCCUCGAGAAUUAUCAAAUGGUCAUAAAAUCAUGGAAUCAGGAAAGAGUAUAACAUUACCUGAGCUCCCUCUUGCUUCGAUGUCCGAUGCUGGGAGCGAUGAUAAGGUUAGCUCUGCUGAAUCAUGGGCUUCUGCGAUGAUUUCAGACCUGGAGCACUUCAAACAUGGGAAGCAUAAAGGGUCAAUAACAUGUAAAAUAGUUGGAUCUUCAGAUUUGGAUCUGAUGGAUGACUUUGUUGAAAUGGAAAAAUUGGCUAUUGUCUCUGUUGAAAAACCUGCUGGAAAUUCUCAGAUACUUUCAAAUGAAGUUAAUGGAAAACCCAAGGCCUUGGAAACUGAGCAAAAUGGCUGUUGCCCUGAAUCUAAGGAGACAGUCCCAGAUACCAUGUCUGGAGAUAUAUCAAAGGGUGAAGUUCCUGAUUGGAUUCAAAGUAUCUUGAAAAUGGUAUUUGACCAAAGCAGUUUCUCCCGAAGAGAUCCGGAACAAAUACUGGAGGAUAUUCGAGCAGCGAUAAAAUGCCAGAAUCGUGAAAAUUAUAUUGAUACAAAAGAGAAUGCAAAUCAUUGUGAUGAACCUAAUCUCCCUGGCAGCGACUUGCAGAAGCCUUUGGGGACAGAUCCAGUGAGUGAAGUGAAUGACAUUGACAUCACUUCAGUGAAGAAGCAUAACCAGCAUCAGGUGGAUCUACAGGGUUCGAUAUCGAGAUUGAUUGAGCUUGUAGAAGGGAUUAGUGUGUCAUCUUCAGAUGAGGAUAACUCUUCCUGCAGAAAGGAUGGUUUCUAUUCAGAAACACCUACGGGCUUUAUGGUACGAGUUUUCCAAUGGAAAACGUUGGAACUGAACACUAUUUUGAAGCAGUUUAUACAUGAUUGUUAUGAUCUGUUGAAUGGGAAGGCAGAUCUAGGUAAUUUUCUGCAAGAAAUAAACUCUACCUUGGAUUGGAUUAUGAACCAUUGCUUUUCACUUCAAGAUGUUUCAAGCAUGAGAGACUCCAUAAAGAAGCGUUUCGAUUGGGAUGAGUCACGCAGUGACUGUGAACUGGAAACCGGAACGACAGUUCAUGUUCCAGAAGUUGAUAGACCACGUGUCCUUAGAGAACAGUUUUCAUGGUAUAGCGUCCCAACCGGAGAGGUGCAACCUGCCUUGACAGAAGGAAAUAGAAAACUGAAAGAAGAGCUAACGAUUGUAGAAUCUACAAAGAAAGACCUUGAAGCGAAGUUGCAGUCUACUACCAUUAAAAUUGAAACGCUAACAAAUCAACUUCAAGAAUCAGAAAAGAAAGUUGUCAACUUGCGGAAGGAAUUAGAAACCCUUACAGAAUCGAAGGGAUCAAUCGAAGGCCAAAUUGUCAAUCAGAAUUUGGUGAAUCAAGAUCUAGAAGCACAGCUUAUGGCAGCUAGAACUGAACUAAAUGAGACCCGCAGAAAGGUUGCAGCUCUAGAAGUGGAAUUGGACAACAAAAACAAUUGCUUUGAAGAAUUAGAGGCCACAUGCCUUGAACUGCAACUUCAGCUGGAAAGCACAAAGAAACUAAACCCAAACACCGAUCUCGGUCAGGAAGAGAAGCAACUACGCACGGAAUGGGAGAUAACAACUGCUUCUGAAAAAUUAGCAGAGUGCCAAGAGACGAUUCUUAACCUCGGCAAGCAGUUGAAGGCACUGGCUACACCCAAGGAAGCUGCACUUUUAGACAAGGUGAUCACUACUGCAAAUGAUGAAACACAAACUUGUAGCAUCUCCACCACCACAACCACCCCCGUAACAGACAUGGCCCCGACCCCAACCCCGACUGUUUCCAGUAUCAAGAUGACAAAUAACCGGUUCUCUCUACUAGAUCAAAUGCUGGCCGAGGACGACGCCACCACUAGAGAUCAUAAGUUUCCAAAGCCUAUAGAAGUCGAUGGAAAUCCCACUUCGACGUUGGAUCCUGAUAAGGUGGUUGAUCCGCACAAAGCAAUCCUCAUAUGGAAUGGACAUAGAGAUUCGGUUGGUAGUUUGGCUAUCGUUCCGAGCAGAAAGCGGGGAGACGGUGGAUUGUGGAGGAAGCUCCUAUGGAGAAAGAAGAAAGUCAAGAGCCAGAAGAAAGCCCUUCUAUUUGCCUCGUAAGAAGAGGGAGCAGUGAACUAUAUAACAAGUUAAUGACAAGAUUGGCAGCCAAGGUUACUUCUUUGACUUGUGCUUUUUGUUUUGUUCUUCACUGUUGAUUGUUGUUUGGUUUGUUGCACCACUAGGAAGGGCAGAUAAUAAGGGGUUUUGGGUGUUUUUGCUAAUUUGCCAAGUUUUUUUGUGAUGCUUGAAUGUUAAUUGCUGAUGUACAUAUGUAAACCCAUGCCUAAACAGCAUACCACUUUGUAUCCAUUUGAUGAACAUAUAACCUUACCAAUGAAUGUUGACGUUGUGUAAAUUUGUUA
Messenger RNA from Momordica charantia (bitter melon), 3814 nucleotides. RefSeq names its product filament-like protein (DUF869). NCBI's taxonomy places the organism in Eukaryota, Viridiplantae, Streptophyta, Magnoliopsida, Cucurbitales, Cucurbitaceae. The record is from RefSeq and is a predicted model, not a curated record.